GCAGCCCGCGCCCCUCCCUGCUUCCGCCGCCAGCGCCGGAGCCGCGUCCUGUCCUGUCCCGGCCCGUCCCGCCGCUGCCCCCGGCCCGGCCCGGCCCGGCCCGGCCCGGACCCCUCUCAACUUGGACCAUAAGAAUAGUCUGUUAGGCUGUCAUGUACUAGCACAGCGCUGCAAAUCGUGGGAUACAAAUAUGGCUGCUCACUUGGACACAGAGGCUAGAGAUGCACGUUCAAAGAGCCUGAGCCUGAAUUGAUUCAAUCUUUUCAGGUUAGUCUAACCUGGCUAGGCUGAACUGCUGUGAAAAUACAGGGAUUUUGAUAUCAACAGGUGUGCCACUGCCCUCUUAAUCCAGCUGUGCAGAAAACGUUUUCCAGUCAAGAGUAGCAACUGUAAAAGAAUUUAAGAAGUGCAACAUGGCAAGAGGCUGCCUGUGUUGUUUGAAAUACAUGAUGUUCCUUUUCAAUUUAAUAUUUUGGUUAUGUGGUUGUGGACUCUUGGGCGUGGGGAUAUGGCUAUCAGUGUCACAAGGAAACUUUGCCACGUUCUCUCCCAGCUUCCCAUCCCUUUCCGCUGCCAACCUUGUCAUCGCCAUUGGUACAGUCAUCAUGGUGACCGGCUUCUUGGGGUGCCUGGGUGCUAUCAAGGAAAACAAGUGCCUCCUUUUGAGUUUUUUCAUCGUUUUGCUGAUAAUUCUCCUGGCAGAACUGAUUUUACUAAUCCUGUUCUUUGUUUAUAUGGACAAGAUCAGUGACAGCGCAAAGAAGGAUUUGAAAGAAGGCCUGAUGCUUUACAAUACAGAUGAUAAUGUUGGACUAAAGAAUGCAUGGAAUAUCAUUCAAGCAGAGAUGCAGUGCUGUGGUGUUAAUAAUUUUACUGAUUGGUACCCAGUGCUGGGGGACAACACUGUUCCAGACCGAUGCUGUACAGAAAAUUCCCAAGGCUGUGGGCGAAAUUCUACUAAUUUACUGUGGAAGACGGGCUGUUAUGAGAAAGUUAUGAUGUGGUUUGAUGAUAACAAGCAUGUUCUUGGGACAGUGGGGAUGUGUAUCCUUAUCAUGCAGAUACUUGGGAUGGCCUUCUCCAUGACACUCUUCCAACAAAUUCAUAGGACUGGUAAAAAAUACGAUGCCUAAACCUUUGAAACGUUAGCUGCAUCUACACUUCUGUCUUGCCAUUAAAAACAAAACAAAACAACUGAAAAGAGUAUCCAGCUUUGCCCUGCUGAGGGCAGUCAUCCCAUCAAUCAAUCCUUCAUCAUUACUUGACUGAUUACUAGCACAACUUGUUACUUGACUUAUCUUUUUUUUGUCUGUUUAUGCAUUUGCCAUUUAUUGCCAAAGAAAACAAAAAUAAUAAAAAACAAAUCAGUUUUCUACACUAAUUCAUAGAUCUGCUAUUAAACUUUUUCCCUAACUUUAUUUAAGAAAAUGCUUUGCUCUACUAAUUGGUGUUAGACAUGCAAAGAUAAUGUGACAGAUGUGUGCUUAACUUCUAGAGAGAAUUCUUUGAAGUCUUCUGCUAAGUCUCAAACUGCUCAUAUCUGAUAUACUGGAAGACUUGGGAAAGCCACUCAAACUGAAUUCCCUAGGAAAUGGAGCUGCUUGCUUGCAGCUUUUUGUACCUUACGGUGUAUACUUUUUUAUUAUUAUGGAGCUAGUAUAGAAUUGAGUAGCCUGAUUUAUAACUUUUUACCUUUUUUUCAUCUAUCAUCUUUUAAACUAGGAACCAUUGUGCGAUCUUUGAAGGGUGUGUCUUUUUUUUCCUAAAGAUAGCAGUUUAAAAGGUGGAAAUAAAAACAUGACUUCUGAAGUUCAUAACUAGGCUAACUUAAACUGUAGCUACUGAGCUACUGCCACUUUGUGUCUUUACUGGGAAGGUGGUAGUCCUCGGGAGGCUGAUUCCUUUUAGAACCAGAUUUUGAUGUUCCUACUCUCACUAAGCAAGAUGGUAAAUUCCUCCUUCAGAGUAAGCUAGACUGCGAUGCCUUUACCCAUGUUGCAUGUUGUUUAGAGCCAUCAUUUCAUUGGGAGUUUAGAUACUAAAGUCUUGUUCUGGAUCUGAUCCUACAUCUUUAAGUAGUUCCCCCUGAUAUGACUAUUUGGGCAUCAUACUGUUCAGUGUGAGUAGAGACAUCAGAAUUUCAAAGGUGAAGGAGGGGUUCAAGAUCUAGCCCACUGAGUAGCAGUUUACAAGUCAUCCCACCGAUUCUGGAUGGGAUGGCAAUGGUGUGAGAUGUUCUUCUGCAUGAAUAAGAAGAGCACAAUUAGGCUCAUUGUAUUCAUCAUUGCUCACUUUCCCAAAAGGAGUUGCCUUGACAAGGGUUGCAAUCGUGCGGAGCUGGCAAGGUAACUUUGAGCAAUAAUGGAGGUAAAGUCAAGUGGAGGGAUGGUUUGGCGAAUGUCCCAGUGGAACGGGAACGGGGUGAUUUCACUUACCAUUUUGCUAUGAAAUCAGUUACUGGAUAGAUAGGUGCUCAAAACCGGUGUGUGUCUUUCCACAUUGAGCACGGACAAAUAUCUUUUGGUUUUCCAUGUCCUGCUCACCAAGUGGUAGCUUAGAACUCAUCACAAUACACAUCUCUACUGACAUUCCUGUUAGAAAACUUGAACAUAUACCUCUCUCUAGUUUUAAUGCUGCUUCAUUCUUUGUUGGCCCCUGCUUACCUUUUCAUGUUCUUUGCAGAGAGAGGUCUCUCUUACAUUUUGCUGCUUCACAAAGGAAGGUAUGAACGAAAAUGAAAAUUCAGCUAUUUCAUGGCACUCCAGUUUUAAACACAUUUAAAAACAAAUUCGUUAACAAUUGAGCUCAGGUAUUGAAAUGGACAGAUGUUCACUAUCUAUUAUCAGAGCAGUACUUAAAACCUUGGAUUUCUGAUUUUCAUUUACAUUCAGUCUGCAGUGUCCUUCCUCUUUAUUACUCUGUUGGCUCAGCAGCCACAGUGGGGCUGAAUGAAGUCUUUUCCACUCACUCAGUUUCUGUGGUCUAGUAUUUGCUGAGCAUUCAGACACAGUUCCUUGGCUUGUACCGGCAGCAUCUGGGAUUCCAACGUGGUCUGCCAUUCAAGUACUAGCCAGGUCUAGGACUGCUUAGGUUUCAAAGACCAGUCAAGAUGAAGUGUUUUCAGUCUGGCAUAGCCACAUAGUCUGGUAGCAUAAAGUGGCCUUACUUACAAUAGGGGGAAAAGGGUCUUUUUCACUUUCAGGCUCUCUCCAGUCACAGUGCUGUGUCUCUUACACAGUCACAGUGCUGUAAAGGGACACUUGUUUAAAUGAGAUCAGUCCUUGAGAAUCUAACCAACGUUUUUAAACUUGGAAGUCUACUGAAAGGCACUUGCAUUAGUAGUUAGCCACCUAAGUAAAUGGACUGAUAUUCAGAGUGGCUGAACCUAGUUCAUACCUGUUGAGCAAAAUGACACUGUACAAGCUCAGAAACUCUGAAAAUCAAGCGGCAUAUUUAGAUGUCUGGAAGGCAGUAUUAGGUUGCUAACUUGAGGCUCCUGUGUUUGAAACUGUUGGCUCUAAUGCCUGCAUAUGUUGGUGAGUGCAGGGUAACAACAUCAAGUCCCUCCUAAGUAGCUGUUGGGUUGCAUAUACCCUAUGGUUAUUCUUCCACUGGCAAACUGAAGUUUCAUUCAUAUUUCCUUUCAAAGACUUGAGAAAGGAGGGGAAAAAAGAAAAAGCUGGGUUUACUUUUAAUUGUAACAAAAAUUGGGACCAUAAGUGUUGGAGUUCCAUCUGAUACCUUCUGUAUCAAGAAUGGGAGCACUGGCACUAAGCAUAUUUGCUGCUAUGCAUAAAGGUUUUAUCCAAAGUUCAGAAAAGCCAACAAGUUUGAAUUUUUGGGCUUUUUUACAUUCAUAGCUCUACUUCUUAUCGUUGCUAGUAGAGUCAUUUUGGGUUCUCUUGUGAAAAUACAAUGGUUUUCUCUCUCAAAGACACAGAAGGGUGUUAAAACAAGCAAGGGCAUGAUGCUAAUUCUUUGAAGGUCGCACAGUGGUACCUGAUGAAUCUUAAAUUUUAAUCUGUGGUUGGUUUUUGUAAAAAAAAAUAUAAAUGAAAUAUGUGUUUAUACAAGUAAACUUGAAGGCCAAAUGCAUAGUGGCAAACUAAGCUAUUUUGCCUUCUCUUAAAAACUUAUUUUUGUAGAAUGCUUUAUUAUACUUUAUGACCUGAUAGUAACAUAGAUAUUGAAAAGCGUUUUUUGUUUUUAUGAAUUCCUUCAACAUUUUAAGCACAGUAUUAAGAUGGAUAAUUACACAAACAAUAUCACAGAGUUUGGAUUAGGCAGCCUUCAGAAAAGAAAUUAAAUAAACAAUUAGCCUUGUUGCUGAAUUAUGAAUCAUGUCACAGGACGUGUGUCCUGAAAACUAUGAAAAAGCAAUACUGUUCUUAAGGUGACAAAAGCCAGCCAUAAAAACCAUUAGAUUGUAUUUGUUGGUAUAUAUCAGAGAAGAUACUAAUUGUCCUUUAACUGUUUAGUGAAGGGGAUAUUGAUCUUGUUUAAAAAUGCACUCUUUGCUUGCAUUGGUUGGUGGCUGUCUGUGCAUUUUUCCAGAACAUUGCUUUGGUUAUUUAACUACACAUUUUUAGCAUGUUUUUAAAUAAAAAACAAUAUUGAGUAAAAGUAUUUUAAGUGUAUACAAAUGUUGAUUUGUAUUUAUAUAUGCAUAUUUUGUAUCUCUCUCUCUCUGUAUAUAUCUAUAUCGAUCUAUAUAUCUAUAUAUAGAUCGAUAUAGAUAUAUAUGCAUCAUUGAAGCUAAUUUCAACUGUAUCAAAGUUUGGGGUUUUUUUAAGCAUCCUUUCAGAAUAUCGCAUACAAGAUAUUUUGUUGUGCUUUUUGCACACAGGUUUUUUUUAUAUAUAUAUAUAUAUAUAUAAAAAAGCUUAAACUGUAGAGGAACUUAACAUGUUACAUUUUUGGAUUUUAGAGAGUCAAGUAAAACUUACGUCAGGAAAAUGCAUCCAUGUAUUAUUCUGUAGCAGUGUGAGAGGCUUCAAGAAGAAAAAGGCCUUUUUCUUUAUGAAAGGUAACUGCUUACACCUCCAAGUAUGUAGCUUUCAAGCCUUGAGUGCAACUAUUUAAAAAAAUCAGGGCUAUUUUCUCUGUUUUGGGUCUUGGUUUCCCAGUGAUAAAUAACAAGACCAGAGUGCAUUUUAUUUCCACAAUUAAUUAACCUAGAUGCUGGGGAGUACAUGCCACUAAAUGAAAGAGAGAUGCAUUUGCUAAGGGAAUUAGGGAGUUCAUAAAGCUAAUAAAGUAGGUAAAGUGCAGGUGUUUGACACCAGUAUUCUCAUCCUGCAAGGUGCUCAGCUGUGAAAUGCUGCAUAUCCUUACUUGCAUUGAGUACAAGCACAGUUGAUGGAUCUCAGCACUUCCCAAGAUCUACGCUGCAGGAUAGAUGAGACCAGACCCUGCAAAAAGUUGAGUUGGGCAGUUUCCUAAUGAGGGUCAGACAUCAGCCUUUAGUUCCUGCCUUUAAGAGAUUAAGCUCCCUGAAAUUCUGUGCUCACAUUUGCCCCAAGUUAUCUCAGAGCAGAUUUUUUAAAAGUGAACAAAAGAGCCCUGCCAUUGGUUGAACUUGUGAUGUUUCACUUGAAAAGAAAUGUUUCCACAUUGUAUGUUAAGGCACUCAGAGGUGAAAAAUAUGUGACCCAUUAAAGGGUUUAUUUAAAAAAUGGCAGUGGAGGGGAGGGAGUGACAGUUUGUGCACCUUUUUUUGUUUAUUUUUCUGUUGUAUAAAGGUCUUAAAUGUUUUUGAAUGUUUCUCUUUAGUUGUAGGCUUUUCAUAGAAUCACAAGGCUGCUAUACACGUGCAGGGAGGUUGCUCCGACACGCUGUAAUUACAGUGCAUUGGAGCAGACUCAGUUAAUCGAGUCUGUUGGAGCAUAGUAAUUGCCAUGCUCCGGCAGAUUCCAGCAUCAUGUGUAUCAUCAUCCUUGCACUGAAACAUUGCAGCAGGGCACUUUAAAGCUUGUUCAAUGAACUUUAGGUCAAAAUGUCCCGCUGCCAUUUUUCAGCACGGGGAUGCUAAUACAUGUGAUGCUCUGGGCACUUUAAUUAGCACUGCUCUUAGAGCUCUGCUAAUUAAAAUGCCUCCCCACCACUCCCCCACUGCCUGCCAGAGCACAUCUAUAAACACCCAUAGAAGCAGGGAUGGAAGGGACCUUCAUAGGUCAUCUAGUCCAAACCACAGCCUGAGGCAGGGUCAUCCCUAUCCAAACCAUCCUAUACAAAUCCAUAAUUUAACCUCUUACUAAAACUACCAUCAGACCCAACACAACACAAGCCAUAACACCCUAACCUGCCACUGUAAAGCAGGGGAACCAUGGCAGCCAACCUUUUGCUUGUGUAAAAUGUUGUAAAUAUAUGUUCAAGAGAUUCCAGGUAGAGGGCUAUGCCCCCCUGCUACAGAGGAAAGCAAAAAACUCCACAGUCCAUAUCAGCCUGACCAUGGGGUGAAAUUCCUUCCUGACCCCAAAUAUGGCGAUCGGUCUGAUCCUCAGUGGAGGCGCAAGACUCUCUAGCCAGGAACCUCCAGCUUUAAGUUGCAACAGAAGCAAUGGGACACCCCAAUCAAAAUCCCCAGUUUUUGCUGCAGCCCCAUGCAACAACCAGCAAAGCCCAGAAGCCUGGGCAGUACCCAUAGUAGAACAUAGGCACUGCAGAACAUAGGCAUAGCUAUGCCUGUAUCAUCCCCAACCAGCAGCUGUCCAAUCUCUUCUUCAACAUGUCCCAGGAUGGAGAGUCCACAACUUCCGUAGGCAGUCUGUUGUUCCCCUGCCUCACUGUUCUAACAGUGAAAUUUUUCCUCCUAUUCAGUCUAAACCUACUUUGCUACAACUUCAGGCAUUUAGUCUGCAUCUUACUUUCUGCAGCAAAAGAGAGAAAAAGUGUCUUCCCUUUUCUUUAUGGCAGCUCUUCAAAUAUUUUCCUGCCUUCUUCAGUUUUAGCUUUCCAAGUAUCAAGAAUAUCAACUCUACUUUCCCUCAGCUUUUCUGCAGGACUCAGCGACAGUCUUAGGUGACAUAUUAGUUCUUACACCUUGAUUAAAGAGAGUGUGAGAUCUCAGCUAUUCUUUCCCUAUAAUAUGAUUUCCCCCCAUAAUGUUAGUUAGUGAUUAGAUACAAAUAAAGAGGGCUUUUGAAGCAAUGUCAUUAAACAUCCCUUCCCCUCUCAAAUCCUCAACUGUCAUGACUUUGGUCUUGCAAUGACACUGUUUCACUAAUCUCUAACUUAGCACAGAGCAAAUCCCAGCAGGCCAUCCUCCACCAAGCCCCCAUCCACCCACACUCUAAAAUCAGAGCUGUAGCAUGAGAAGGCAAUCUGAAGACCAAAGGCAGUCUCAAGACCAGGAUCUGUGAUGUGCUUGAGAGCAGUGAGUUGGGAUGGGCCUGCAGAGUGGGGCAGGGCAUGCUUAGAAAUAUCCCUGCUGGAAGAUCUGGGAGCGCAGACUAAGUAUAGUCACAAACUCUUCCAGCCUAGACAGAAUCUAAAUGUCUAAUGGAUUUUUUAAUUUGCCAAAACUGUUCAGCCCUUCUUCAUACAUCAUAAAGAAACAAGAGAGGGGGACAAGACAAGGUGUUUUAGCUCUUGUGUAAGUCACCUUGUAGGUUCUGUGGGAUAUGGCCAGUUUUUUGGCUCUUUACAUACAGUGCACCUAAAAGUCUUUUGGAAAUAAUCAGAAUGUGUUGCUAAUGGGUGAGCCCAUGUUGUAUUUGGGACUGGUUUAACAUAUGCAUCAGAGAUGUUCUCAGACAUGUUCCUUUUGCAAAGGGAAAGAGUCCUUCAUACGUUGUUCUAGCUGUGUUAGAAGAGGAAGAUGAAGCUCUGAGGGAUUGUUUUUUAUGCUACACCAGUGGUUCUCAACCUUUUUAAUCUCAAGGCACCCCUUGUUAGACUCAAGGCACCCCUUAGAAAAUGCCGGCUCUCAGUUUUCACUUGGUUUUUGACUACAGAAAUUAAUAGAGUAAUUAUUUUGCUGCAAAGAACUCAAAAAGACUACAACAGGUCAGAAUGUUUUUGACACUUUGAAUUCCCAUUUGAAAUCUGUGGGUUUAUCUUUGAGUCAUGUUUGCAUGCCUAACAGUGCUUAUGUUGUGUGGCACCCUGUGGCACCCUUGAGAGGAUCUCAAGGCACCUCAGAGUGCCAUGGCACCCUAGUUGAAAAUCACUGUACUAAAUGGAAAUCUAGGUGCUUUUAGCACUUGCACCCACAUGUCUAUUUGAUAACACUGGGAGAUGUCCAACUUGUGGUGUUUCAGAUAUUGAUGGCAGGUGUUGGUGUAAAUAGAGCGCACUCUUCCAUUAAUAGGUUGAAUAACAGGUACAAAACCAUGACAUAUUAUACCCAAGUGAACUUGUUUCUUGUGAGGGUAUUUUUCCUCAUGCGUGUCGUGUUGAGUAACUGAAUUCCAAUAAUGUAUCUAUGACUCGAUAGAUGUGUUGAAAAACACAUUUGAAAGUCACAAGUGGGGUAUAAUGCAACUGAUCCACCUAGUAUAUUAUAUAACAGCACAUUUCAAUAAACUGCUAAGCCUAUUAUUUGUAUCACUUGAAAUAAUUUGUGGUUGGGUAUAAAGAUGGCAAGGAGAGAAAAGGAUAUUCUUCCAACAUAUACCUAGCUGGCAACUUGGUCUGUGUAUAAAAAAGUCGGUGGCAAGCAGGAUGCAAUAAGGCACAUUAGUGUCCUGAAAUAAUUCCCUUUUUCAGUUUAAUUUGUUAUCUUUAUCAUGUAGCUCUUGUGUGAACCAUGUAAGUAUUUUUAUACCAGAGACACACUUGCAGGCUCAGGACAUAUUUUUUGUGGUAGAUCUUAGAACCUAAUGUGCCAUUCCAUCCAGGUUACAUUCACACCCAUGUUCCUUCUAUGCAAUACCUACUUCAGCCUUUGUACAAAUUAUUUUGUAUUAGUAUUACGUAUAAAAAUAAAGGACAUAAGAAAAGGA
Molecule: messenger RNA, 8945 nt
Organism: Alligator mississippiensis (American alligator)
Lineage: Eukaryota; Metazoa; Chordata; Crocodylia; Alligatoridae
Gene: TSPAN9
Product: tetraspanin 9
Exons: 11
Coding region: 414-1133 (239 amino acids)
Cellular component (GO): membrane
Source: RefSeq, a predicted model, not a curated record